This is a messenger RNA of Rotaria sp. Silwood2, 367 nucleotides long. The record is from the annotation of a GenBank genome assembly. NCBI's taxonomy places the organism in Eukaryota, Metazoa, Rotifera, Eurotatoria, Philodinida, Philodinidae.
AUGAAGAAAACAACUAUAACUGCUGUUAGUGGUACUACUAAUCAAUGGUAUAUCACACUUACAUGGACACCAACAACUGAUCAGAUAGGACCUCAAGUCUUCUGUGCUGCUCCUAUUGAUCAAAAUGAGUUAACUGGAUCUCAGCAUUGUAUUAAUUUUGUUGUUGGUUAUCUUGCACCAAAUCUCAUCACACCAACACUUGUACAAGGUCGAUCAGCUUCACCAUUAGGUACAGUUUUUGCUAAUCAUUCUCUAUUCAGCAUUCAAGGUAAGUUAUCAUUUUCGGAGCUCUUUUAUGACCGAUUACAUUGUUCAUGUUUGUUAAAGCCACAGGUGAUGUCUAUCGUCCUAGUCGAAAUGGAACAUA